UUAUGUCAUCUUUUUUAAAGAUUUAUUUUAUUUUGUUAAAAUUAUUAAAUUUAUAAUAUUAAUGCAAAUAAAUACACAAAUAUGGCUAACAAAGAAUAUUACGAACGCUGGUUAAAAAUCAAAGAGCAAAUGAAGACAACUCUAUCUGAAGACGAGAGACUUAAUGAGUUAGCGACAUUGUUUGUCGGCAUCAAACCGCAGGCAACUGCUGUCGAAAUAGUUGCCAGAGUGUACAGUAAGUAUUGUGAACUCUACAACAAACUCUGCGAUUGUUACGACCAAAUGGAGCAAGUUCAAAGACGACAAUAUAUAAAGAAGAUUAUUGAUGCUGUAACUUGCAGGCUGCUUGAGCUGAAACGCACUUUGGAAGAAGUCGAAGUUUUCGAAUUCACUUAUCCAGAUAAUGCCUUGCAACAAUUGCUAAUGGUGCCACAGGACAUAAAAAUCCUUUGCCCAUUUUUCUAUCCAUUUGAAAUACGGCAACAGGAAAUGCAGUACAUUAUAGAUCAAAUAUUUGCUGGUAAUCGAAUUGGUGAUCCCACUCCAACCCCUUCUGAAAUUAAAUGUAAGGAAGAAGAGCGCUUGGAAGAAGAAAGAAGGAAACAAGAAGAGAAAGAUGCUGAAAUAAAAAGAAUGAUUGCCAUGGGAGAAGACAUAUCACUCUCUGACACAUCUGUUGUUCUUUCUCCCCAAGAAUUAGAAGAAAUAAGAUUGAGAGAAGAAUAUGAAAAGCAUAUUAAUAAUAUACAAAGGAUGGAAAGAUCAAGAUUGGUGACAAGAAAUAAUGUACAUAAACGUAACAAAGACAUAAAUUUAUACUUAGAACUGGCUGGAAUAAAAGCUCCACAAGUAAGGGAAGAAUUAAGAAUUAGAGCAGCUAUGUUUAUUCAAAAAGCAUAUAGACGUUUUAUGGAAAUUAAAAGAGAGAAAAACAAAGAUAUUCAACUCAGACAAAAACUUGGUAUGAUAAUGCCUUCUUGGUCUCCACCAUCUGCAUAUAUUCAAUUAGAAAAAGUUAAAGAACAACGAAGAAAUUACAGGCGUAAGUAUUAUGAGAAAUGGAUGGAAGAGAAUAUUAAGGAAAAUGCACGCGUUUUGAGAUUACGUGAAGGUGAUAUAAUGGAGGAUAUAUCAUCAGAAAUUAGACAAUGGUUUCAGGAAUGGUAUCAUGAAGUAAGACUCUUUGACGAGUUUCCUUGGCCCGAAGAAGGGGGAUCCAUUUUAGUCGUAAAAGGUGAAACAUUUACUAUAGAAGAAUACAUUGAUUGGCGAACAGCAGAAGAAAAAAGGUUGAAAGCUGAAGCUGAAGCGCCGAAGACUAAAGAACAAAUAAAAGCAGAAAAAGUUGCUGCACGAGAAGAAAAAAAGCGACUAGCAUUUGAGGAAAAGGAAAGAGAAAAAAAACGGUUACUAGACUACAAAAAAACAAGACUCAAUCCCGAUAACGAUCCUGGUAUAUACAUAAGUAUUGGUAAAACUUUGGAACACCUACAAAGUGCGUGGUUGGACUAUCAAAAUCAAUGGCAAAGUAUUGACAAUGCGGAUCCUUCCAAGGAUGCUGUAAAGGGUUAUAUUAUGCAACUCGUAACAGAAAAUGCUUAUAAAGACGUACAACUACAACUUCGUCCUAUAGUGGAUGAAAUGAUGAAGUUAGAGUUGAAUUUGUUGCGGAAUUCUCUUAAAGCUGACUAUCUAGCUGCAGGUAUUGCCAAACCACCACAAAGUAAAAAAAGAAAGAAGCCCAAGAAAGUGAAACCACCGAGGCCAGACAAAAUUAGCCCGGCAUCAAUGUUCCAACAACUAGUAGAUGAAGGCAUUGUAAAAAAAUACCCUCGUACUACGCUUGAUGAUUAUUGGGGAGAUCGAAAUUACGCUGCAGCUGAUAUGAGAGCUGUGCUCUGGACUCCCUCCUUCCCACUACCUUGUAUUGGAGAUGUGAGAGAACAAGUAAGAAACAGAUGUCUCUUGACUCUCGGUUCCUCGUGUCCUAAUGCGAUAAGAACUCAACUGCUCGUAGGCCCUCAAGCUGCAGGUAAACGAACUCUAAUACAUGCUAUAGCAACUGAAACAAAUUCUAUUCUUAUAGAUCUUUCACCGAUGAAUGUGUAUAAUAAAUUCCCUGGACCGAAAAACUUAAAAACCAUGUUUACAUUUGUGAACAGAAUAAGCAAACUAAUGCAGCCCACUGUGAUCAUGGUGGACAAUGCUGACAAAUUAUUCUAUAAGAAAGUUCCAAAGGAGGAAAAAAUAUUCGAUCCGACCAGAUUACAAAAAGACUUUUAUAAGGAAGUGAUAAAACCUAUUCAAUCAAACGAUAAAAUAUUAGUACUUGGAACAGCUACAGAGCCCUGGUUUGCCAAGAAUCCCCUUAUGUAUAAAUCGUUUCCUUCCCUUAUUCUCAUUCCGAGAACUGAUUACGGAAGUCUAUCACUGGUACUGACGAAGAUUCUUAUGAAAUACCAUGGAGUUGAUCGUGAUUUUAACGUUCAUUCAGUGGCGCAAGCUCUGCGAGGUUACGAUAUAAAUACAAUAAGGAAAGCAAUAGAUAAUUUGAUGGAUGGAAACCGAGUGGCACAGCUAUAUAAUAAGCCAUUAGAUCCAAUGGAAGUAGUUAACGCGGUCUUAGACUUUAAAGGUGCAAAGUUCACUGACGCGGAAGACUUUGAAAUGUUCCAGCAGUGGUACAACGGUUAUUCACCAUGGGGCCAGAAAUAUAUGGAUUACUUGUUGAUGUUAGAGUCGCAGUACUUAUACAAGUUGAAGAAUGACAAGAAGAAAAAAUAAUGAUGUUAUGAUCAUUACCACAGCGUUCUUGUUGGCCGUUUUA
Messenger RNA from Galleria mellonella (greater wax moth), 2827 nucleotides. RefSeq names its product IQ and AAA domain-containing protein 1-like. Gene Ontology annotation, molecular function: ATP binding; ATP hydrolysis activity. The transcript has a single exon. Lineage: Eukaryota; Metazoa; Arthropoda; Insecta; Lepidoptera; Pyralidae. Bases 82 to 2784 code for a protein of 900 amino acids. The record is from RefSeq and is a predicted model, not a curated record.